Molecule: messenger RNA, 942 nt
Organism: Tupaia belangeri chinensis (Chinese tree shrew)
Lineage: Eukaryota; Metazoa; Chordata; Mammalia; Scandentia; Tupaiidae
Product: olfactory receptor 5D13
Exons: 1
Coding region: 1-942 (313 amino acids)
Biological process (GO): G protein-coupled receptor signaling pathway
Cellular component (GO): membrane
Molecular function (GO): G protein-coupled receptor activity; olfactory receptor activity
Source: RefSeq, a predicted model, not a curated record
AUGUUAGCUGAAGGAAAUCAGAGUUCUGGAGCCACAUUCAUCCUCUUGGGUUUCUCAGAAUAUCCAGACCUCCAAGUGCCCUUGUUCCUAGUCUUCCUGACCAUCUACACAGUCACGGUACUAGGGAACUUGGGCAUGGUCAUCAUCAUCAGGAUGAACCCCAAACUCCACACCCCCAUGUACUUUUUCCUCAGCCACCUAUCCUUUGUUGACUUCUGUUUCUCUACAGUAGUGACACCCAAACUGUUGGAGAACCUGAUUGUGGAAGACAGAACCAUUUCCUUUGCAGGAUGCAUCAUGCAAUUCUUCUUGGCUUCUAUAUUUGUAGUAGCAGAAACAUUCAUGUUGGCAGUCAUGGCCUAUGACCGAUUCGUGGCCGUUUGUAACCCUCUGCUCUACACAGUUGUCAUGUCCCCAAAACUCUGUGCAUUACUAGUAGCUGGACCCUACACAUGGGGUAUAGUCUCUUCCCUGACGCUCACCUAUUUUCUCUUGGCAUUAUCCUUCUGUGGAUCUAACGUCAUCAACAAUUUUGUCUGUGAGCACUCUGUCAUUGUCUCUGUCUCCUGCUCUGACCCUUUUCUUAGUCAAAUGCUUUGUUUUGUCAUAGCCAUAUUCAAUGAAGUGAGCAGUCUGGUCAUCAUCCUCACUACUUAUAUAAUCAUCUUCAUCAUGGUCAUGAAAAUGUCUUCUUCUGGUGGGCGCCAAAAAGCUUUUUCUACCUGUGCCUCCCACCUAACCGCCAUUACCAUUUUCCAUGGGACUGUCUUGUUCCUUUAUUGUGUACCCCAUUCCCAAAACUCAUGGCUUAUAAUCAAAGUAGGCUCUUUAUUUUAUACAGUGGUCAUCCCCAUGCUGAACCCUUUGAUUUAUAGCCUUAGAAACAACGAUGUGAAGGAGAGUGUCAGAAAGUUAAUGAAUCACCAAAUACAAUUUUGUUGA